Molecule: messenger RNA, 2135 nt
Organism: Anopheles darlingi
Lineage: Eukaryota; Metazoa; Arthropoda; Insecta; Diptera; Culicidae
Gene: udt
Exons: 3
Coding region: 125-1963 (612 amino acids)
Source: RefSeq, a predicted model, not a curated record
GAAUCAGCAUCAACAACAACGCCCGACCUGGAGUUUUCGCUUUGUUCGAUGUUUUCCGACGAAAUCCUUUUAUUUUAGUGCCAGGUCCUUAAACUACGGUAGUGUUUAGUGCAAUUACGUACAAAUGAAGCCACUAGUGUAUUAUUUCCUGCUGGCCACUUGGCUAUGUGCGGCGCCAUGCUUAAGUGCGGGCAGAAAUUUCACCAUUCCGAAAAUCCUGCAAGGAUCGUGGUUCUCCUGGGAGACGGGCCAGCCGACGCUGACCGUGCUGGAUGAUCACACGAUGUCUGAUCGGGGGGAGAUCAUAAAGAUGGAACGAUCGGGAUCCAACUAUACGUUUAUAUUCCGCGGCAAACGGUGCUACCACUGCGUACAUGCAUUCCCAAGAACGCCCAACAUCUUCGAAAAGUUCGAAUCUGCCUGUGUCACGCUGGAUGGCAAUCAGGAACCCACGAUCGACCGCGUCUGUCGCGGAAUCACGAACGAUCAGCAAUUGAUUACGCUGUUCAACGAGAACUACGUGCCAGUCAAUUGUCGAUCAUCUUUGGAAGGAGUAUGGCAGUUUGCGUAUCAAAACCGCUUCCGAUUCACUGGCGAGUGCGAUCAUCCGGAUGCUAGGAUCCACUCCUGCCAACAGGCCGGAACGCAGUUUUUGAUUUCCAACGAAAAAUUCAACAUAUCGUACAAACAGUGUAUAGGUAUGGCCAACACGUUCAAAGGAGUGGUUGAGUACAGCUGCCUAGGCGAUUGGUUUAUUGGCAAGAAUCAUUAUUUUGCCGUCGCCAACACGAAGGAAUCGCGAAAGGACGAAAAGUAUCGCUGUUUCCUGAAGAACCGUGACGAUGAUCUGUACCUUGGGGUGUCGAUAACGGCUGAGUGCAAUACCCUGAAAACGGUCGAAAAAUCACCGGAACGUUUACGGAUAACUCCCGUGAAGGCAGAAGUCGUUGAGCCCGGUUGUCGGUUUCCACAGAAUUUCACCGGAGAGUGGAUCAACACGGCUAACGUCGAUGGUGAUGUGAGGAUCAAUGAAACGCACAUCGUGGAAACGUACAAACCGGAUCAGUCUCGUUAUCGUCGAACGAUUUAUAUAUGCCGCGAACAGCGAGACACGCGUAUCAUGAUGGCUCGGCUGACGGUCGACGGAUGUCAGACGGAUUACGUCUGCUUCGAUUUUGUGCCGAAACACCAUAACAUCAUCCGGUACCGGAAAGGGUUGGCGGUGAUUCAGGACGAUUUCUCGACCGUCUGCUCGUGGAAACAGUUCCCGAACAAAGAAGAGUGGCGCUACGAUUUGCUGCUGUCCGCCAAACCCGUCCCGAUUAGGUGUCCCGUGGCGGGAAAGUUUAACUUUACGCAAAAAGGUGAAGCCCCGUUCCGGACACGAAUCAUCGGAGGUGUCACACUGAGCCCGCGUCCCGAUAUAAACUGCAAGCAGAAUAUUUCCGAUUUCUCCGUGUGCGACGGGGAACAGAAGGAAAUGGCGAUCGAUGCCGAUUACUGCCUGUCCGUGGAUCAUCUUGGACGACCGGUUGAUAUUUACAGUGAUCCAGAUUACCGGAUGAAGUGUAUCGGCUUCUGGCAGGAGAAUCUCAAAUCGUAUCUCAUCACCUACGACGAUCUCGAUCCGCUCUCGAAGUACCGUUGCUGGGUGUAUCAGAGGGCGGACCUGAAUCGGGUGCUAAUGUCGCAGGCCGUAGGAGCAUUCUGCAAUAUCCGACAGGACGUGACGUCAUGGAACUACACCGAAGGAGCAGUCGUCGCGAUCGAUAUGACCGAGUACGAACGUGAGCGCGAUCAGUGCCCCAUGCACUUCGAUGACGGUGCGAACCCGUGGAAGGAAACGGAGAACGUGAUUACCGUGUUUCCGUGGGUAAUCUAUAGCUCGACCGCACCAUUCAGUAGUGCGCUCACUUCGUUCAUAAUCUCUUUAGCAGCGGUGCUUUUGAAAGUAUUCUUUUAAAAGUAUUGCUUCCUUUUACUCUCAUGCUUCUACACUGAGCAUCUCUUCGAAUCCGUCCAUUACUACUCACGCCUUGGGGCGAGUAGCACGUGCCUUCGAUUCCAUUCGUUUAGAUGUAAGUGACAUGUGUAGGUAAGAAUCAGUUGGAAAUAAAUAAAUCUCUUGAAUAGUA